Nerophis lumbriciformis (worm pipefish) is the source of this 2406-nucleotide messenger RNA. The record is from RefSeq and is a predicted model, not a curated record. NCBI's taxonomy places the organism in Eukaryota, Metazoa, Chordata, Actinopteri, Syngnathiformes, Syngnathidae.
AUGACGGAGGAAAAAUGUCACCAGGUGUAUAGAUCCAGACCAUUACAGGCGUUCAGUGCCCUUCUUUCAGAUGUUGUGCAAACCGUCCCGCCAGAGCUGUUGGGGUCGCUGUUGUACGAGGAACUGAUGGCGCAAAGAGACCGCCAUCUGUUCUUUGAAGGGGCCACAGGGGGCGCUCUGAAUUUUAUUCCCUUCUCACAGGGCAGAGACUCUCAAAAUGGCUGUCUGCUCUACCCUGGAAAGCGGGGAAUGAACCAUCUCAAUUUUCACAGAGUGGAGUUUGAGCAACAUCAAGACAAGUGUUUCUCCGUGAACUCCGAAAGCAAACCGUUCAGCUUCCAACUAAAAGGCCCCAUCCGACAGAUCAGCUCAGCCUCCUUGUUCAACAUCAGUUGUGUUUCUUUGAGAUCAGAUUAUUGUUGCGGAGUUUGGAGAUUUAGUGAGACCGAGGAACCACGUUUGCUGCAAGUUGUUAACACUGCUGAGGUUGCCACUUGCGUUAAUGUCAGUCCUCACGUUUUAGGUGAAAUUCUGGUGGCAAGUAAAAGUGGAAAAACUCACCUCUGGACUGUUGGCAAAGGGAUUCAAAAGGUUUGGGAAGAUGAUAGCAAUCUUUACUUUAAUGCAAAGUCAUCCUGGCGAUGGUGUGAGUUCUCUGCUCAUCCUAGGGUGAUGGUCUACGCCGACAGGACCGGUGCAGAACUCUGUGAUAUCAGGACAAGUCCUGCUUCCAAUCACACGCUGUUUCGCAUCAGCAGCACAGCUGAGUGUCGAAGGGGGGAGAGGUUAAUCUUAUGCAAAUAUCUAACGGACCCACACCCCUUUCACCAUCUUGUCACCACUCAGUACUCGGCCUACAUUAUGGACGAACGAUUACCGAGCUUGCCAAUGCUGAAGAUUGAUCACAUGAUGCAAUCCCCGCCAGUGUUUUGUCAUGUCCUUCCUGGUGUAUCCUCAUCCUGCGGGGAUGCUAGAAGCACCAAGAUUUUACUAGGUUCCCAAAGGUCUCAGGAAAUCACACAGCUGCAAUACUCAGGUAGCAGAUCAGAAGCGUACGUCAGUCUGGGUCCUCCUCAAGCUCUGCUUCGUCCUUGUGAUAGCCUCAAACACCUUCCUGUCCAUAUCCCUCACCGAAUGGACACAGCAAGCACAAGGCUGUCUUCACCAUCUGCAGGUCUGACGUGCAUCCAAAAGAGUGCAAGAGAUGGAAGUAAUGAAUCGAUCUGUGUGCUACAGCUGACCGAGGCAGGCGAUAUAUUCUGCCAGGUCCUAGAACACAAGCCGCUGGAUGACACUUCAGAGAAUGAAGCCCCAUCUAGUAAUGCAUCGAAAAACCUUUUACAACCAACACAUGAACAUGUGUCGAGUUCAGAUGAAGAGGAUGAAAAGGUGACUAACAGUCUAGCCAGUGAUGCGGAGCAGCCAUGCAGCGCUCAGAAGACACCCACCAUCAUGACUCAUGCUAAGCUUAGUGAGAAUGCUCUCGCUACUUGGAAACUCUGGCUACAAAAACUCUUUCUCAAGAGCCGCAAAAAGAAGCCACGUCCACGCAGUCCAAAACAGUUCACAGUUAACACAAGUGGUCUCCUCUGCCUGUCCAGUGACAAGGUGAGAGAAUUGUCUGAAGAGGAGCAUGUGAUGAGCAUGAGACAACAAUUGAGUGAGUGCAUGUCCAACCGUUCCUUGCUGGUUAGAAGGACUGGCUCCUCAGAACCUUCGGAUGUGGUGCCAUUUCCAGACGAAGUGGACACGGCAGCUUUCACCGACGACCUUAGUCAACGACUAACCCUGUCCUGGCACAGCCAGGAUAAUUGGCGAGAAUGGUGGAAUUACAGGCUAGGGCUUAGUAAGGAAGAGAAGAUGAAGGCAUUGAGGAGGAAGAGGAGGAAAGAAAAGGCGGCACGAUCGGGCGGUCGACGACUGGACCUCUCUGAUAGUUUCAGUUCGUCAGUCACCAAUCUGUCCGAGCUGGAUAGUUUCUCCGACUUUUCGGGCUGGUCAUCAAGUGAAGGGAGGUUGUCAGAAGGGAAUGAGACAUCGCAGUCUGAGGGCACAUUGGGGUGUGAGACCUCGCGAGCCAAGACGCCCACGUCCGUGCUCAGUGAGGAUUCUGCAGCUCAUGUACCGGUUACCCAGGCCACGACCGUCCAAAUUGACUCCACACCAUCAAGUCAGAAAAAGAACAAACGGCCUGCCGACAACUACCUCAGCUCUCUGUUUGGAUCACAGAACGAUAACUCUCAACUCGACAACUGCUUUGAUGCGGAGGAGCAUUCACUUCGGCCUGUGGCUCACUCCUCUCAGCAAUAUGGCUCCCAGUCACUGUCGCUCUCUCAGGGGUCGGUGCGGCGGCCGGGGUCACAGUCAUCACAACCAAAGAAAAAGAAAGCACGGAUGGGAUUUUGA